Penicillium angulare is the source of this 1587-nucleotide messenger RNA. RefSeq names its product cytochrome P450. The transcript has a single exon. Gene Ontology annotation, molecular function: oxidoreductase activity, acting on paired donors, with incorporation or reduction of molecular oxygen; monooxygenase activity; heme binding. The coding region runs from base 1 to 1587 and encodes 528 amino acids. Lineage: Eukaryota; Fungi; Ascomycota; Eurotiomycetes; Eurotiales; Aspergillaceae. The record is from RefSeq and is a predicted model, not a curated record.
AUGGACAAUAUAUCAGCUUCUCCUCUGGAAAUAAUCAUUUGUGUUGUUUCCAUUAUCGCCACAGCUAUCAUAAUCAGAUUCAAAUGGACAACUUCGCAAUCGCGUCGUCUGCCACCUAGUCCGCCCCAGAGCCCCAUUUGGGGACAUCUCCGCAUGAUCCCCAAAGAUAAUCCGGAACGCCAGUAUGUUAAAUGGGGGCAGGAGUAUAACUCGGAUAUACUUUACUUCAACGUCCUGUCCCAACCAAUAGUCGUCCUGAACAGUGUCGAAAGCGCUCAUGAACUUCUGGAUAAACGAGGAGCCAACUUUGUGGAUCGUCCACGAUUCGUUGUCUACGAAGUUAUGGGAUGGGGCGUCACGCUUACUUUCCUCCGUUGGUCUCCUCGUUUCAGACUUCAUAGGAAGCUACUUCAACAAUCUCUUACUCAGUCUGCCUGUAAACCGUAUCGACCCAUUCAGUUGGAAGAGGCGAGGAGAGCUAUAAAAGCUAUUCUUCGAAAGCCGCAUGACUGGGAGUUUCUUCUGCGUCAGUUCUCAACGGCCGUUGUCUUACGCAUCGGAUUCGGGAUCGAUGUUCAAGAUGAGAAUGAUCCUUACGUGAAGAUGGCUAUUGAUGUCGAAGAAGCCACGGGGAAAGGAGGAGUUCCUGGGGCUUCAAUUGUUGAUUUCUUCCCUGUGCUUCGAUUUCUGCCCAGCUUUAUGGAGAGGGUAUCGGCUGCUUUUCAGCCUCUUGCUCAUGCACGCCGGACGCGACCAUCUAUUCAGCAUUUGCAUGAUGCACCGUGGGAUGCAACUGAGCCAUCUAUACGUUCGGGUAAAACAUGGCAGCCUUCGUUCAUGUUAACGCACUUUAGCAAAUAUCUUGAACAUGAAAAGAAUGGCACUCCUGGCGAGGCGAGUAUUGCUGACAUUAAAGGCGCAGCGGGGGCUAUCUCCAUUGCAGGUGGUAAUACCACUUGGUCUACGAUUAUUGUCUGUAUACUCAACCUCAUACUACACCCUGAAAUACAAAGGAAAGUUCAAGAGGAAAUACAUCAAGUGCUCGGCCUCGAUGAAGAAGGGCAUAUAUCUCGUCUUCCUAAUUUUGAAGAUAGGCCGCAUCUGAGAUACCUGGAGCUUGUUAUUCAAGAAGCGACACGCUGGGCUCCCUUAUCGCCGCUCGGUGUCCCCCAUGCUUCUCUUGAAAAUGACUGCUAUAAGGGUUACCAUAUCCCGAAAGGAUCGGUCGUUUUCGCCAAUGCCUGGGCAAUGUCGCGGGAUGAGCGUCAUUACUCUUCGCCUGAUGAAUUCCUUCCACAUCGGUUCAUUCCCAAAUCCGAAGGAGGCAAAGGAGAACCUUUACCUGAAGGACCAUUUGGUUUUGGAAGGAGAGUUUGUCCCGGUCAGCACUUGGCACUUGCAGGUGUCUAUAUCGCGUUGGCAACACUGGUGGCUACAAUGGAUUUAAAUUGCCCCGUCGAUGAAAAUGGUAGAACAAUUAAACCACACGUCACGUUCUCGAGUGGACUGAGUGGUGUUCCGAAUAGUUUUCCAUGCGUUAUCACGCCGAGGUCAGCAGAGGUGAAGUAUUUACUUCUAGGAGAUUAG